AUGACCGUGUGGACUUGGCGUUUGACGAGUGUCCGCAACAAGGGGCGUGCACUCCGUGCAUUGUUCAUUCAAAAUUCCUAUUUCCCCUGUCACGUCGUACGCCUUACUCUAUGCAACGUGCUUAAUGACUAUCGACACGCUCCAUCGGAGGCGACAGCCGGCUUGUUAGCUGCAAACGUUCAUGAAGUAGGCGUGUACACCAUCUGUCGAUGGCUUUUCUCCAAGCCGCGUGUUCAAGAUGUGAUUGUGCUUGAGGACUCGUUACGGGUUCUUGGACAACGGUCUAGGACGAUUCUUCACGAAAUUAGGAACUGGCGGCGUUCUCAUCCUCGCGUUGACCACGAUGUCCGGUUUGAAAUGGAAGCCAACAGCCGGCCAAUGACAAGUUACAUAAAUGCCAAUACUUCUAAGUGCAACUUACAAGCCACAGUCACGCGGCACCCAUUUUUGCGUAAUAACGACUCGAAACACAUUUUGACUUAA
This is a messenger RNA of Guyanagaster necrorhizus, 483 nucleotides long. RefSeq lists its product as uncharacterized. Lineage: Eukaryota; Fungi; Basidiomycota; Agaricomycetes; Agaricales; Physalacriaceae. The record is from RefSeq and is a predicted model, not a curated record. Bases 1 to 483 code for a protein of 160 amino acids. The transcript is spliced from 6 exons.